This is a messenger RNA of Aphanomyces astaci, 1578 nucleotides long. RefSeq lists its product as hypothetical. Lineage: Eukaryota; Oomycota; Saprolegniomycetes; Saprolegniales; Verrucalvaceae. The coding region runs from base 64 to 1116 and encodes 350 amino acids. The transcript is spliced from 3 exons. The record is from RefSeq and is a predicted model, not a curated record.
CAAACUUCCUUGACCACCACCAAAGCCUAGGACAUUACGGCCGUUGACGCCGCCGCCAACACCAUGGACAACAGCUUGGAGAGUGAGAUGGACGUGAUGUUCCAGGAAGUGGAAGGUACGUAUGAGGCAUCCUUUGACGACUCUUUGCUGAACGACGAUGUGGAUGAGUUCUCCAUGGAUUACACGUCCUUGUUGGUGUCACCGACGACGUCGUUGGACAGCGAAGCACGGCCAAUGAACGGGAAAGGAAAGGUUGGCGGAGGACAUCCCAAAGAUCCGUACGAGAAGAAGAAGGAGUACAAUCGCAUGCGCAACAAGAAGCUCCGGGAAGCGGAACGCCAGGAAGUGACGACGCUUCGAAAUCAAGCGAAUGAGUUGGAGCGAUUGAUCAAAGCACUGGCCAAGCGGCGGCGGGGCAACCUCCUCGAGAAUGGCGACGACAACGACGGGAAUGCGAUGGGCAUGUUGCCGUGGAAGGACGUGUCGAGUAUCUUCAAGGCCUUGACCGCGUCCAGCGAGACCGAGCGCCAGAACUUGACGCACAAAGUCGACACGUACUACAACGUCGCCGCCGUGAUGCACCAAUGGGUGCAUUCUUCACAUCACUUACCGGUCAUGCCAGACACGUUCAAGCAAACGUGGCGCAAUUCGACGCUUGUGGCCCACGAAAGCUCUCGGCUGCUUGGAUUUGACUGGAUUGCUAAACAGCUAUACCACAACAUCGACAUGAUGAUCCAGCACUGCGGCCUCCCGGCGUCCCUUGCCGAGUGCAGCGAUGUGAGGAUCUACCCACUUGAGAACCAGAACUCGUACCAUAUGUCCAAGGCGCGGCAACGCAUCGAAGAUGCCACGCUAGAGGAGGUGGUCCAGGUGCUACGACGCCAGUACUUUGAAGGCAAAGCCGAUACCAUGGACUCGCCCGACCCGAACGUCCGGUACUUUCGCAACAAGUCGUCGUACGGGUCAACCUCUCAAAACGCAUACUCCCAGAACAUCCUCAUGCGGCAAUUCGUCGAAGCGAAUCGGUAUGUUGUGUUUGCACACAGCAUCACCGAAGACGAAAAGUUCCCCGUCGACCGCAUCCAGCGCAACUGGACCAACUGGUACGACGACUAGUACUACUACUACUCUUCCAUGUCUAGUACUACUAGUACUACUACACAGGACAGUGGCAGAGCGCAUGGGCUCGUCCACGAUCAUCAAGCAGAUGGCCGUGGCAUCCGGCCUCCGCAUGAACGAAACGUUCCUUCCAUUCGACGUGGAUCCCGCCGCCGCCGCCACCGCCUCAUCCGUCGACAUGGACCACGCGUUCCUCACGUUCAAACACAAGACGGAAGUGUACCACAAAUACAUAUUUGCCAAAGAAGUCGUGACCUUCCGAAACCUCUUGGCCCAAGUUCGUGCCGACAACGCCAACCUGGCGGUGACUGCUUUUGAAGCGCUAGACCUGUAAUCUGUGGUUGUUGCGUGCUGUCUGUGGGCCUUUCAGGUGGCUGGCGGCUGGACAUAACCACGAUGGUGGUGGAUACUGCCGUCGUUUUUUAAUUUAAGUACUGUAUAUAUGUUCGCAUACUGAAA